Molecule: messenger RNA, 168 nt
Organism: Dentiscutata erythropus
Lineage: Eukaryota; Fungi; Glomeromycota; Glomeromycetes; Diversisporales; Gigasporaceae
Source: the annotation of a GenBank genome assembly
AUGAGCUCUGAAGAUCGGCUCGAAACUAUCGUGGAUAUUUGCAGAAAGACAACACUGUCUAAAUCUGAACAACUUAAUCUUUCCGUUCAUGACUUUGAAUCUUUUAUUCAAGUUGAAAUAUUUAAAGAAAUUGAUCAUCGAAGCGUGGAACAGAGUAUAUUGCGCUGA